AUGGAGGAAGCCCCAGCGGAAGAUUAUGCCCUUGAUCCUUGGGGGGGUUUUGGCAUAAGAAAGAAAAAGAAGAAAAUAAAGACACCCUUAUUCAACUUCGAUGAUGCUGAAACCGUCGAAGCAGCAAAGCCAUACGAAGAGCUGAUACCAGAACCGGAGGUAUAUUCCGAGCCAGUACCAGAGCAGGAGGCAUAUAUUGAGCCAGAACCAGAGCAGGAGGCAUAUCUCGAGCCAGAGCCAGAUCCAGAGGCAUAUGGAAGGCUACACCCAGAGCCGGAGACAUAUGAAGAAACGAAGCCAGAGACACCCGAAGAGCUAGAGGUGAGAUAUCUUGUAUCGUCGAGACACCUCGCUCUAGCAUCCCGGUACUUCUCGACUAAGCUCUCUGGCCCGUGGAUUGAAGCUUCGGUCAGGGUCAUUGAUGGCUGUUAUCACAUGGAGGCAACAGAUUGGGAUCCCGAAGCGCUCCUGAUUCUGAUGCAAAUCAUCCACGGAAAGACGAGAAGUGUGCCCCGUCAGGUAGAUCUCGAGAUGUUGGCGAAGCUGGCGGUCCUUGUGGACUACUAUGAUUGUCAUGAAGUCAUCGAGGUUUUCUAUUCUUUGUGGAUCGAGCCUAUGAGAGAAGAUCUCCCAAGUUAUUACUGUCGAGAUUCGGUUCUCUGGCUUCUCAUAUCGCACGUUUUUAGAGAAGACGCCAUCUUCAAAGACAUGACAGGAUUGGCCGUGCUGCAAAGUGCUGACCCUAUACAAACCAUGGAACUGUCGGAUUGGAAGUCCAAUUCGACCGCGGCAUACAGCCGACUGCGCAGGGGCCAAUUAGGGGCCCUAUUUACAAUUAUCAUAGCCAGCCUAACCUACGGUUAG
Molecule: messenger RNA, 864 nt
Organism: Colletotrichum lupini
Lineage: Eukaryota; Fungi; Ascomycota; Sordariomycetes; Glomerellales; Glomerellaceae
Exons: 1
Coding region: 1-864 (287 amino acids)
Source: RefSeq, a predicted model, not a curated record